GUUUUCUAUAAAAGGAGAGAAGCCGCCUAUCUUCCCCUGCAUCAGAGAGAGAGAGAGAGAGAGAGAGAGAGAGAGAUGGGUUCCAUAAGGAUAUCAGAAAAGCCACACGCCGUGUGCAUCCCAUACCCAGCACAAGGCCACAUUAACCCGAUGCUAAAUGUGGCAAAACUCCUCCACCACAAAGGCUUCCACAUAACCUUUGUAAACACAGAGUACAACCACAGACGUUUGCUCAAGUCCAGAGGCCCCCACUCCCUCGAUGGCUUGCCGGACUUCCGCUACGAAACCAUCCCAGACGGCCUCACGCCCACUGACACGGACGUCACCCAAGACAUCCCUGCUCUCUGCCAAUCCACCGCCAAAACCUGCUUACCCCACUUCCGUGACUUGCUCUACAAACUGAACGAUCCCGCUUUGUCCAAUACCGGCCCGCCGGUGACAUGUAUCGUUUCGGAUGGGUGUAUGAGCUUUACUGUGAAAGCUGCAGAGGAAUUUGGGGUCCCUGAAGUGCUUUUCUGGACGACCAGUGCUUGUGGAUUCUUGGGUUACACAAAGUAUAAAGAUCUUGUGGAAAAAGGCAUUAUUCCAUUAAAAGAUGCCAGCUACCUUACAAAUGGAUUUUUGGAAACAACAAUCGAUUGGAUUCCGGGGAUGGAAAACGUACGAUUCAAAGAUCUCCCAAGUUUCGUCAGAACCACAGAUCCAAACGACCAAAUGGUAAACUUCGUGAUAGCAGAGACUGAGAGAGCGUUCAAAGCCUCUGCUAUCAUCAUCAAUACAUUCGAGGCUUUCGAAGAACUUGUCCUCAAUUCCCUCUCCUCUUUCCUCCCUCCUAUCUACACUCUCGGUCCACUUCAUCUAAUGGUGAACCAAAUCUUCGACGAGAGAUUGAAAUCUAUGCACUCAAACUUAUGGAAAGAAGAAUCCGAAUGCAUCGAUUGGCUCGAUUCCAAAAAACCCAAUUCAGUUUUGUACGUGAACUUCGGUAGCAUUACUGUUAUGACGCCCAAACAACUUGAGGAAUUUGCUUGGGGAUUAGCCAACAGCAGGUAUGACUUUCUUUGGAUUGUAAGGCCGGAUUUGGUCGUUGGAGAGUCGGCCAUGCUGCCGCCGGAGUUUGUAACAGAGACAGAAGGAAGGGGGAUGCUGGCGAGCUGGUGCUCCCAGGAGCAAAUUCUGAAACACGCAGCCAUCGCGGGGUUUCUGACUCACAGCGGGUGGAACUCAACGGUGGAGAGCAUGUGUGGCGGUGUUCCGAUGAUUUGUUGGCCGUUUUUCGCCGAGCAACAAACGAAUUGUUGGUUUAGUUGUGGUGAGUGGGGGAUUGGGAUGGAGAUCGAUAGCGAUGUGAGGAGAGAGGAAGUGGAGAGGCAAGUGAGAGAGUUGAUGGAAGGAGAGAAGGGGAAGGAGAUGAAAAGGAAGGUUGUGGAGUGGAAGGAUAAAGCAGAGGAAGCGGCUGGGCCUGGUGGGUCAUCGUACGUCAACUUGGACAAGUUGGUCACUGAGGUGCUCCUAUCAAAGUAAGUGUGGUGGUUAUGAGCUAGGUUGGCUUAUUCACGGAGCCAUGAGAUCUCAGUCGUCUAUUUCGACUUUAAACAGCUGUUCACAAAGCUUCUGUUAUUUUCUCGGUGGUUACAUAUUGGUGCAUGUAAAAACGAAGACAGGGAUUCACAGAGCCACGAGAUCUCAGCCGUCUAUUUCGACUUUAAAUAGCUGUUCACGAAGCCUUUGUUAUUUUCUCGGUGGUUACAUAUUGGUGCAUGUAAAAACGAAGAUAGUUGCAUCACGGACCUUGCACUACUAUAGUAAUACUAGUGUAAUGCUCAUGCUUUGCACGUUUCUGCGUGCUCAUUAAUUUAAUUGAUAGUGUGGAAGUUAAUAUACAUAUGUUAUUUUUAUUCAUA
Rhododendron vialii is the source of this 1904-nucleotide messenger RNA. RefSeq names its product 7-deoxyloganetin glucosyltransferase-like. The coding region runs from base 76 to 1524 and encodes 482 amino acids. The transcript has 2 exons. The record is from RefSeq and is a predicted model, not a curated record. NCBI's taxonomy places the organism in Eukaryota, Viridiplantae, Streptophyta, Magnoliopsida, Ericales, Ericaceae. Gene Ontology annotation, molecular function: UDP-glycosyltransferase activity.